Messenger RNA from Athalia rosae (coleseed sawfly), 1806 nucleotides. It is a transcript of the gene Ssl1, whose product is annotated as general transcription factor IIH subunit 2. The coding region runs from base 164 to 1372 and encodes 402 amino acids. Gene Ontology annotation, biological process: regulation of transcription by RNA polymerase II; nucleotide-excision repair; DNA-templated transcription. NCBI's taxonomy places the organism in Eukaryota, Metazoa, Arthropoda, Insecta, Hymenoptera, Athaliidae. The record is from RefSeq and is a predicted model, not a curated record. Gene Ontology annotation, cellular component: transcription factor TFIIH holo complex; transcription factor TFIIH core complex. Gene Ontology annotation, molecular function: zinc ion binding. The transcript is spliced from 7 exons.
GAACUUUGUGUAAUUUUUAUUACCAUAUUCGAUGUUGGCACACCUUCAACUUUUGAUAUAAACAAAAGUUCUAUAACCUCUUUCAUCCACUUGUUUGCCAGCAAGGAAUUCAUUAUUUUUGCCUCACUGUCUAUCAGAAUUUCAUGCUAAUAAUUACCAAGAUAUGGCGGAUGAAGAUGACGGCAAAGAAUAUCGAUGGGAAACGGGAUACGAAAAGACUUGGGAGGCGAUCAAAGAAGAUGAUGAUGGAUUGUUGGAAGGAGCCGUAGCAGAUAUUAUUCAAAGAGCAAAGAGAAAACGACAAUCAGAAAAGCAGGGUGGGGCAAGACUGGGAAUGAUGAGACAUCUUUACAUUAUUCUCGAUUGUUCCGAAGCUAUGUCAAAUCAGGACUUGAAACCAACAAGAUUGCUAUGCUCUAUUAAACUCUUAGAAGACUUCAUUGAUGAAUUCUUUGACCAAAAUCCGAUCAGUCAGCUAGGACUCAUUGUGACCAGAAACAAACGAGCCGAAAAAUUGAGCGAGCUGGGUGGAAAUCCUAAAAAACAUAUCAAGGAACUGAAGGGCUUGCAUCUUUCGGCUCUAACGGGUGAACCAUCAAUUCAAAACUCUUUAGAAUUAGCUCUGAAGUCUUUGAGAUUAUUACCAUCACACGCGAGUAGGGAAAUAUUGUUGUUGUUGGGAUCCUUAACGACAUGUGAUCCAGGGGAUAUAAGUGUAACAAUAGAUAGUAUGAAGUCUGAAGGAGUGCGAUGCAGCGUUAUUGGUUUAGCUGCUGAAUUAUACGUCUGUAAACGCUUGGCAACUGCAACUGGUGGUGAACACGGUGUGGUUUUAGACGAUAAACAUUAUAAAGAACAGUUGAGUAUUCAUGUGGAUCCACCAGCCGCUGCAACUAGAUUAGAUUCUGCCCUAGUUAAAAUGGGCUUUCCCCAUCACGCCCUACACUCAACAACUGAAACUCCCAUGACAAUGUGCAUGUGCCACGUAGAAAGCUCUGAGGAUGAGAGCAGGCUGGUAACAGCUGGUUACUUGUGUCCACAAUGUCUCAGUAAACAUUGCGAACUACCAGUGGAAUGUCGGGCUUGUGGUCUGACUCUUGUAUCUGCUCCACAUUUAGCCCGUUCCUAUCACCAUUUAUUCCCGGUUGAAAACUAUAAGGAAGUACCAUAUGAGGGCUCCCCUACAAUAUGCUCUGGCUGUAGGAAGCCUUUCACGCAGCUGGAUAAAAAGGUGUACAUGUGCGGAAAAUGCAGUCAAGGAUUCUGUUUAGAUUGCGAAAUCUUCAUCCAUGAAACACUACAUACCUGCCCUGGAUGCGCAACAAAUCCAGAUACUUUUCAAAUAUCGUCAGAGAAUGUUCCAGUUAAUUAGAAUUACAAGUAGGAAUUUCAAGUACCUUGAUACGUAAUUUCUUACACGGAAUAUCCUCGAUCCUUUUCCGCGUUUCUUUAAAGUGAUCUGAUAAAAUGUACGCAUGUCGGUAGAAAUCGCGGAAAAUUUUGAUAGAUCAAUUUUCCUGAGUUAUUAACACUACCUUUCAUCAUACUUGGCGUUUCAGUUGUUGCACGGUAAUAGUCCGCUACGACGUUACAUUGCUCCUUUUCUGACUGUAAACACGCCAAUCAAUUAUAUUGCGCACCGAGUUUGACAAACCUUUUAAUUAAGGUUCUGACCUUGCGAACAAUGUAGCUGUUGAACUUGAACCACGCGUCAAUAUUCUGUGGCAGUCAGCAACGUAAAUCCUAUUUUGUCAGCGACAUUCAUACACAUAAUAAUAACAAUAAUAAUGAUAACAAAAAAACCAA